Zingiber officinale is the source of this 807-nucleotide messenger RNA. RefSeq lists its product as uncharacterized. Lineage: Eukaryota; Viridiplantae; Streptophyta; Magnoliopsida; Zingiberales; Zingiberaceae. The record is from RefSeq and is a predicted model, not a curated record. Gene Ontology annotation, cellular component: cytoplasm. The coding region runs from base 1 to 807 and encodes 268 amino acids. Gene Ontology annotation, molecular function: ubiquitin protein ligase activity. The transcript has a single exon. Gene Ontology annotation, biological process: protein ubiquitination.
AUGGAUCCUGCAGCUUCAGCCAACUCCAGGACGAUCAACGCAGACGCCUUUGUCUCAUCGAGGGAGAUACCUGGCUGGGCGGCCGACACAGCCGGUGUCACUCUUCGUAUUAAGGCGCGAUUGGUGACAUGGCUCUUACAGCCUCAUCAAGACAUAGAGCCCCAAUUCAUCUCGCACUUUUGCCGCCAGACGGUUUCGUCUUCCGACCACGUCACUGCCGAGUGCGCCCAUUUCACCAUCCCCCAGCCCUACUGUCACAUUAGCCAUCGACCCACCUGGGAGGAGCAGACGGAGCAGAUGUUCUUCCAUGUCGCGGCGAAUCACGUGAGCCCCGCUGACCUCGACCUUCUCGCUCAAGCUUUCCGAAGAUACACCUACACGGUGUUCGACCGAUUUCCAAUCACGGAGUUGGUCUCUAUGGAGUUCUUUUCCAUCAUUGAAAUCCCCAUCACUCCUUCCGCUUCUACCGGCCGCCUUUGCUAUUUGAUUCCUCGGGAGGCCAAUGAAUAUUUUUUCGGAGGCGACCAAGAUAUCAACUUCGUCCAGUUCAACAAAGGGCCGAGGCCGGCGUCCACAGCAGCAGUGGUGGGGCUCCAGAUGGUCACUGUGACAGCGGAAGAUAGCUCGUGUUCCAUCUAUCUCGACGAUUUCGAGGUGAUGACUCAGGCUCUGGCAAUGCCUUGCGGUCAUUCGUUUCGCGAGGGGUGUCUGAAGGAGUGGUUGCGAUGGAGAAAUUCUUGCCCCCUUGCAGAUUCUCACUUCCCACCGCAGAGUAGCGACUGGAUCGAUCUACUGCAACGUAACUGA